Molecule: messenger RNA, 1495 nt
Organism: Sorghum bicolor (sorghum)
Lineage: Eukaryota; Viridiplantae; Streptophyta; Magnoliopsida; Poales; Poaceae
Exons: 2
Coding region: 317-811 (164 amino acids)
Source: RefSeq, a predicted model, not a curated record
AUAUGCCGCAAGAUUCGAUGUGACGGAGAAUUUUGAAAAUUUUUGGAAACUAAACAAGGCCUUAGGGCAUUCCCGACAAUAUUCUGUGGCCUCUACAUGUCGCAGUUCCACAGUAGGGAACAAUGAAUUUGGUGCUCGACGGCGACGCCGUAUGACUCUGCUAGAGUACCCCUGUCUGAACGCAUCAUCAGCAAGUGCGGGUAGCCUCACUGCCUCAUACUACCUCAGAAAAAAAAACUGCGUUCAGUGUCUGACGAGCUAGAGACACUGCUCUCCAGAAACCCCCAGCGUCUAGCUAGCUACUAGAGCGGCUGCAAUGGAUCAGCGCGGGGAGGAGGAUCACAACUCCCAGCUGGACUCGUCAGAUCUUCGGCGCAAGAGCACGGCGGCGGCGGUGCCGGACGACGUCCAUGGAGAGCUCACGGAUCAGCGCAACGACGGCGGGUUCGAAGCUGAGACCGCGGGUGUGAUCAAGGAGGAGCAGGUGGAGAUGGCCGAAGUAGAAGCCUCGGCGCCGCUCUUCGCGCACCCGUUCUCGCUGCUCCAGCCCCUGCUCCGCGCCUGCGCCGGCUGCCUGGUGGGCCUGCACGGCUACUGCAGCGACAACAACGACUCGAAGCCGGCUGCGGCGGCGAUCGCGGAGUCGUCGACGCCGCAGGAAGGAGAGGCUGGCGGCGGCGGCGACGACGACGACAAGGCGGCUGCUGGCAGCAGCGAGGUGGCCACUCCGGUGUUGGCGGCGAGGAGGCCGCCGACGCAGCCUGGCCCUCCGGAAGAAGGUUCCGGUGGCCAUGGAGGGAGCCACAACUAGUCAUAUGCGAACGGAUGAACAGGAAGUACAUAUAGCUUCCUGUAACUGUGUACAGUAAGAGAGGUACAGUAUAUACUUACGUCAGUAAUUAAAUAAGUACGCGUGUGGGUGGCUCACGAGGACCCCUUCUUGCCGGCCGGCCGCAGUUACAUGUGCCGCAAAAUUUUAACAUGUUGCAUGCAGACACUUUGGAAACUCAAAUCCCCUUAAAAUCUAUGGCUUUUUUAGGGUGAAAAAAAUCAUAAGGAUAUAUAAGUUGAAUAAAACAUUUAGUUAUUUAUGGAGUUUUUUUUUAUCUCUAGGUGUGUCUUCCCUUGCUUUGCAAAAAUUAUGCUGUCGAGGGUCUGAGUGAAGAGAAAAUAAUUGAGCCUACGGCGACAAGUUCUCUCUCUUGGAAGCGAUUCAUUUUGAGCAACGCGACACACCUAAAUAAUAACGAGGAGUCCGUAGCUAAUUGGUGGGAGGAUCAGAACGACACGAUCCGGAGGCUCAACGCCAUAUCUUCAACAGGGAUAGUCGUUUAUAUCACGUAGAAUAUUUGGAAAGUGGAAUAAGAGAAUAAUGGUCAUUUAUAUCCUGUGGAACAUCUGAAAAGAACAUGCAUCUUCUAAAAUUGUAUUUCGCCAUCCAUAUAUAGGAUGUUUGUUCUACAUUUGGAAAGAGGAAUAAGAAUAAUAGUUAUUU